Molecule: messenger RNA, 513 nt
Organism: Eimeria mitis
Lineage: Eukaryota; Apicomplexa; Conoidasida; Eucoccidiorida; Eimeriidae
Exons: 2
Coding region: 1-513 (170 amino acids)
Source: RefSeq, a predicted model, not a curated record
AUGCUGCUGCUGCUGCUGCUGCUGCUGCUGCUGCUCUCUACAUCCGACAGCAAAGCGUUUGCUGCUUCUUCUGAGACCCCGCUGCUGCCAGCCCGCGAGCGCAGCAGCUGCAGCAGCAGCUGCUCAGCCUGCAGCAGCAGCAGCAGCAGCAGCAGCAACGGCAGCAGAAACAGCCAAAUAGAAACAGCAACAAUCCACACCACCGGCAGCAGCAACAGCAGCAAUAGCAACAACAGCAACAACAAUCGCAACAGCAACAGCAACAGCAGCAGCAGCAGCAGCAGCAGCAGCAGCAGCAGCAGCAACAUAACAGCAGCAGCAGCAACGGCAGCAGCAGCAGCACGCCAGCACCACCAGCAGCACAACCACCACCACGAACACCAUCAGCAGCAGCAGCAGCAACAGCAGCAGCAGCAGCAGCAGCAGCAACAGCAGCAGCAGCAGCAACAGCAGCAGCAGCAACAGCAGCAACAGCAGCAGCAGCAGCAGCAGCAGCAGCUAUCGUGCCUGUAG